Molecule: messenger RNA, 751 nt
Organism: Galendromus occidentalis (western predatory mite)
Lineage: Eukaryota; Metazoa; Arthropoda; Arachnida; Mesostigmata; Phytoseiidae
Exons: 4
Coding region: 71-700 (209 amino acids)
Source: RefSeq, a predicted model, not a curated record
GUUGCAUCGAAAUUUCAACUUCUUGUGAAGUUUCCGACAGCUCUAAGGCGACGAGUGACAAGAAGGAAUAAUGAGGUCUGCCCUUUUUCUUGUAGCGUGUGUCUUUGUAUGCAGCGUUCGAUCCGACUGCAUCAAUGCCACCGCUAUGGCCGACGUAAUCGAUGAAGCUCUGCAAGUCGUUAAUGCCAAGGCUCCAGAAUCCGUUCAAUGGGAGCCUGUCCAUCAUGACAAGAUAUUCAAAAUUAGUACGGGCGAAAUAUUCGGUCUCAAGAAUAUGAAGAGGGUGUCCGCUCCCGCGAUCAAAUGCCUCGAUGAUCGUCUAGCCUCAGUCAAAGUGAAGGUGGAAAUUCCCAACGUCAAAAUCGUGUAUCCCUGGAAAUCCCUUGGACUUCUGAAGUUCAGUGGAUUGGUGUACGGAGAUACUGAAUUCUUGAGGGCCGAUGUGCACUUCACGCGGAAGUCCGACGAGGACGAACCCCUCAACUUCAAGAAGUUCGAUAUCACUGAAGUCGGAGCAGUUAAAGCGCGGGUCACAGGGGCAAGUUACGUAACUUGGAUAUCAUCCUUCUUCCUCACGCACAUCUCGAACCUGCUCAAGAAAACGGUCGGGGACGCCCUGGAAAACCAGAUAGGUCACAAGAUUGUGGACGCACUCAACAAAGUGGAUGGUUUGCGGAAGAUUGUCGACAAUAUUCAGUGAGCUCACCGAGAUGUCGAACUCCUCACGAUGCCAGGAAAUAAAAGUCAUCUA